Messenger RNA from Gavialis gangeticus (Gharial), 2264 nucleotides. RefSeq names its product transmembrane protein 156 (gene TMEM156). The transcript is spliced from 7 exons. The record is from RefSeq and is a predicted model, not a curated record. Lineage: Eukaryota; Metazoa; Chordata; Crocodylia; Gavialidae. Bases 127 to 1032 code for a protein of 301 amino acids.
AAGAAAUAGAAAGUCUUGCCUGAAAAGGGAAAUGAAUAAGUAUUUUGCAUAAGUUAAAAGCUAAACCAGGAAGGAACUUAUCACUAGUAUGCUAGAUGGGAGCUCUUCAGUGACACGUGCUUGACUAUGAGAAAAGCAGAUCUUCUGAAAUUAUUAAUAGCAAUAAUUAUCAUGUUUAUUAUAAGUUUGCCUGAAUUUUUCCAAAUCCAAGAAGAAAGCACUAUUAUUAUAUCAUGCAUGGAUGCUUGUUCACUAAAUAACAUCACUUUUCCACUCUGUGGUUUUAACAAUUCUUAUGAAAGCUUCCUUCGACAUAAAAGGAAAAACCAGACUGUCUUUUUGAAGGCCUUUGUUAAUCAAUCCAAUAUUCAGAAUAUUCCAAGUGUUUGCCAAGUCUCCAGUAGUGAACAGCAACAACAUAUUGUAAACUCAGAAGUUUCAAGAGUGAAUGGAUCAUUAGCAAUGAAAGCAAAAGAUUUUAUUUUUUUCUAUAAACAUUUCAAUUUCACUGUGGCUCAUGAGAAUGAUGAGAGUGAGGAAUUUAACACUUACUAUUUACUGGAAAUCCAAAUUAAAAAGUCUACAAGCAGAAGAGGAAACACAACAGAUGAAAACAUAUAUUACUCAUGUAUAACAGCAAUGAUGGAAGACCAGAAUGACUGUAUAAAUAUUUCAAUGCAACUAACAUCUUUCAUGGAAAAUCCCAUGUGUCCGCUGAAGAUCCUUUGGUUUGUUCUUCUUCCACUAGUUUUUGUGCUUACAAUCAUUGUUGUUACCUUCAAAGUAUUUCAAGAAAAUAAAAAACAUACCAAUAGCAAAAGUGCAAGAAUGGCUUCUGUUAUCCUACAAAAAGAAGAAUAUAACCACCCAGGAGAAUCUACAGCUACUAAUGGCAUUCGGCUCCUUUCAGAGGAGACCCACCAACGAAGACCCUCAGCUAAUGCACAAGCAACAAAGAUACUGCCUGCAAUUCCUGAACAGGAGUUUCUUCAUUGCAGUGCAUCAAAUAUUUCAACCAAGGGUCAGAUUUGAAUUGACACUGGCUACGUGUAUGGAAGGUUUGAUGACUGCUACACAUCCCCUUGGGCUACCCAGCUCAAAUGAAAGGUUGGAAGGCCUUUGGCUACUCAGUCUAUACACAUGCAGUGAAAUCCAUUUAAGCACCUGCCUUUAUGAAGAAACCAAGCACCCCCAUGAGGCACACCGCAUUCCAGGAAAAUCAGAGUAAGCAUCUGGAUUUUAGAGCAGUUUAAGCAGAAAGAGGUUGUCAACUUUAACUUUAGCAAAGCUGCCUCUCUAGUGUAAUUCUCUGAGUCCAAGAUCACUCUUAGACCUGUUUUUUCAGUUUGGGAUCAGACUUCCACUUAGGACUACUUAGAAUCACCUCAUGCUCACGUAACUCACUAGAAUGAAGUGGGUAGGAAGAUGAUUGAAGACAAUUUAUUUUUAUGUCUUAAACUUGUCCAUUCCCCUCUGUUCACUCCAUGUCCCCUUUUGCAUGUGCAAUGUCUGGCAAGCCAGGCUGGUAGUUCAUGGUCUGUAAAUACCUUUUGGCAUCCUGAAUACAUUUAGGUCUUUGCUUCUGUACUUAAGGAGCUGUAAUCUAUUGCAACUUACUCUGUGAGGAAUACAUUGAAAAUGUUUCUAUUGCUGGGCUGUAGCCAGUCCAGUUUUCACUGGUACACUCUUUCCGUAUUAGGAGCACUUAUCCUGCUGCUGUUUCCAGGUAGCUGAGGCCUCAUUACAUUCAUUUAUUAAUUUAUUUAUCUAUACUGUAGUUAAGAAAAAACUCACCUACAGCAGAAGUCAAAUUGUAUUGAGUGGAUGAGUGUGCCUAACAGAUGCCCCAAAAUAGUGGUAGCCACCCAGUGAAGAUAGUAGCUAUCUGUUGUACCAAUAGUUACUGCAAGUUAGAGGAAAGAGAAAUAGGUGGAGGUGGUUCCUGUCUGCAAUGCCCACUUCCUGUUGGUGAACUGCACAGUUUGCUAAUACAUUGCUCUUGCUGAUAGUUAGAGACAGGUCAGUAACCAAUGACACAAAUGCAUCAUUUCAAAGUGGUACUAUCUGUUGAUAUGAUUGUCCCUUCUCGUUCUUGGGAGAGCUCAUUGGGUAGAGACUGGAUUUAUUGCUAAAUAUGUAAUCCUACCUAUAUAAUCCUACCUAUGCACCAUUUCUUUCUGUUCAUCUGUUACUGCUAUUGGUAAUGUCCCUGAUUUUCCUUUUGUUUAUUAAAUUUAUUCAGAGAGGAGUCACCCUCUGAUUUU